This is a messenger RNA of Scomber japonicus (chub mackerel), 2107 nucleotides long. It is a transcript of the gene ccs, whose product is annotated as copper chaperone for superoxide dismutase. Gene Ontology annotation, biological process: removal of superoxide radicals. The transcript is spliced from 8 exons. The record is from RefSeq and is a predicted model, not a curated record. NCBI's taxonomy places the organism in Eukaryota, Metazoa, Chordata, Actinopteri, Scombriformes, Scombridae. Bases 1 to 924 code for a protein of 307 amino acids. Gene Ontology annotation, molecular function: copper ion binding.
AUGGCGGCGUCCACUGGCGGGUACAGCCGGUUCGUUUCCGCUUCUAGAAAACUGGGAAGUUAUUUGUUUAAAACGGCACUUAUCGGCCAGGUUGCGACGAGCAGCGGCAACAUGGACCGUGGAAGGCCAGCUAAGCUGGAGUUCGCAGUGCAGAUGACAUGUGAGAGCUGUGCAGUGAAAGUCAGAGCAGCUCUUGAGGGAAAACCAGGAGUGCAGUCGGUCAGUGUGGAUGUCAGUAAGGAGGCGGUGUUGGUGGAGUCUGUUCUGACCAGUGCAGAGGUGCAGGCUCUGAUAGAAAGCACGGGACGCCAGGCUGUGCUAAAGGGCAUCGGAGGAUCAGAGCAAGACCUGGGAGCAGCGGUGGCCAUGCUGGCUGGCGUAGGAAAGAUCCAGGGAGUGGUGCGUUUCCUCCAGUUGUCUACAGAUCGUUGCUUGAUCGACGGGACCAUUGACGGGUUGGAGCCCGGACCCCACGGCCUCCACGUCCACACCCUGGGGGACCUCACAGAGGACUGCCUCAGUUGUGGAGAGCACUUCAACCCCUUUGGAAGACAGCACGGCGCACCGGAGGACUCUGAAAGGCAUGUAGGUGAUCUGGGAAAUGUCGUGGCCGGACCAGAUGGCAGAGCCUCAUUUAGACUAGAAGACAGUCAGCUAAAGGUGUGGGAUGUGAUUGGCCGGUCGCUCGUAGUGGACGCGGAGGAGGACGACCUGGGUCGAGGAGCUCACCCGCUCUCCAAACAGACCGGAAACUCUGGAGAAAGGCUGGCCUGCGGCAUUAUCGCCCGAUCAGCGGGCCUCUUCCAAAACACCAAGCAGAUUUGUGCCUGCGACGGGGUCACGAUAUGGGAGGAGAGAGACCGGCCGAUAGCUGGGAAAGGUCGAAGCAAAGCCAACACAGAGACGCCGGCAGCAAACCUCUGAAGCGGACACACAAACACCAGCCGGAUCUGUGACUGUCGCAGUAAUGAUCAUCUGUGUUCGGGCAGACAGACAAUCAGAGCUGAAGCGAAGGAAGAUCGAGCAUGAACAGCUGGACAGAUGACCAAAGAAAAAUGGCCUUAUUGUAACUUUUUUUUGUUUGUUACCCCAAUGACAAAAUGAAAAGCACUUACAGUUACAGGUAGCGUCCUUUUUGAAUGUUUUAAAAGCACUAAAACAGCCUGUUGAGGUCAUCUGAUUAGCUAGAUCUCUGUUACACUGCUAAAUGUUUGCAUAACCAGAGGCCUCUGACACAGCUGUCUCAUCAUGGUGUAAAAAUGAUGUUUGAUCUGCUUUGAGAUAUUAGUUUUGUCUGUGCACUGGAUGAGAUAUAAACGCUCCUCCGUUUCCUAUUAAAAUGUCUUAAUUAUGCAAGUUUCCUAAAAAGAACUCAUCACACUAAGAUCCUGCUAGUCUCACAUCACAUCAAACACUGUGAAGGAGCUCAGAUCAUUUCAAAAGAGAAAUGUGAUUUUGGUAAAAGAUAUAUCCACAUAUAUUGAAAUUAAAGAGGAAAAUCAACACAUACACACACAGAGAUGGGAUUAUGAAAUGUGUCAUUCUGAAGCUUAUUAUAUUUACUGUCUCAGUUUUUUGACUGAGAAUGCAUAAAAACUAGCUUAAAUUGUUUAAACACUAUCAGAAAAGUUGAAACCGAUGUCUUAAAGUAAUAUUAGAUAACUAGUUUCAACACAGUUUGUAAGAACGUAGCUCAACACUGGACAAAGGAGUAAUUUAUUGUAAAUAAUUUAUUGUAAUAUUAAAGUUUUAUUAGUUUAAUGGAAAGUUUGACCAAGCCUAGCUAAACUUAAACAUGUGCAUUUAGAGGAUCACAGGUUUACAUGUGUAGCCGCCACCGCAGUGUGUUAGCUUAACCACUUCCCUCUGUUUAAAGAAGAACAAUAAAGAGAUCCUCCAACAAAAAAAGGGAACAACUGAGCCCCCCCCCCCCCCCCCCAAACAUAAAGAGAUAAUCUGCACCGUCAUCGGCUGUUCCUGCCUCAGUGUGUUCAUUAUGAAUCCAUAAGGUGGGGUGAGUGACUUGGAUAAGAGAGAUGAGGGGAAAAGCCUGGAAGAGAGAGAGAGUCAUAUUCCACUUGGGGGUGAAAGGGCAAGAGGGGGGUAA